AUGACUGAAAGCAAGCAGUGUGAUGUGUUAAAAGGAGGUCAUGCACCAGCCGAAAAAAUCGCUGGUGGUGUACGAAGAACUCGAAAAGCGCGACUUAGUUCGGAAUCUGAGAGAAAUCAAGAGAAGAAAUUGGAAGGACAAGAUCCAUCACAAGAGGAUUGCAAUGAAUCAGAAGAACAGUCAAAAAAUGUACUCGCACAUAGCGGCCUAGUUGCAAAGACAAAUAAGGAUUAUCCAGAAGAAGCAAUUCGCGCUUAUCAUGAUAAGCAGAUACCACAGCUUCACAAGUCAACAAAACCGAAUAUAACUCUAUUCCAACCUAUCAAACAAUAA
Messenger RNA from Brugia pahangi, 333 nucleotides. NCBI's taxonomy places the organism in Eukaryota, Metazoa, Nematoda, Chromadorea, Rhabditida, Onchocercidae. The record is from the annotation of a GenBank genome assembly.